Solanum tuberosum (potato) is the source of this 513-nucleotide messenger RNA. RefSeq names its product ethylene-responsive transcription factor 1B-like. Gene Ontology annotation, biological process: ethylene-activated signaling pathway; regulation of DNA-templated transcription. Gene Ontology annotation, molecular function: DNA binding; DNA-binding transcription factor activity. Lineage: Eukaryota; Viridiplantae; Streptophyta; Magnoliopsida; Solanales; Solanaceae. The transcript has a single exon. The annotation marks the transcript as partial. The record is from RefSeq and is a predicted model, not a curated record.
GAAAAAUAUCAAAGAAAAAAAAUGGUUUUGAAGAUUCAAGACGAGAAACAAAGUUCAAAUUCAGUGGAAUCAUCAAUAUCACUUGAAGAUACUUCCUCAAGUGAUACUUAUUCUUCUAAUAAGGAAAAUGACUUCCAUCCAGAACGACCUGAGAAGGAGACGAAACACUAUAUAGGUGUUAGAGCAAGGCCAUGGGGAAAAUUUGCGGCUGAAAUUAGGGAUUCAACUCGGAAUGGAAUUAGGGUUUGGCUUGGAACAUUCAAUAGCGCUGAAGAAGCCGCGUUGGCUUAUGAUCAAGUUGCUUUGUCAAUGAGAGGUCCAACAACUUGUCUAAAUUUUCCAGUUGAAAGAGUAAGCAAAAUGUUAGAAGAAACAGAAAAUUGCAAUUUCUUCAAGAAUGGAUUGUCACCAGCAGCAGCCUUAAAGGAGAAACACAAAAGGAGAAGUAGUAGUAAUAUUUCAAGAAAAAAGAAACAAAAGGUAAAUCAUGGAGAAGAAAAUAAUAAUAAUAAU